AUGGAUAAGAAAAAGAAAGUAUGGUUUUGGGGAGAGAACGACGGCGAAGGAGGAGGAAGGUCAAAGGAGGAGGAGGAUGACGUGGCGGACCGUAUGUCUCGUGACGGAACCAUGAGCCAAUACAGCCUUAGCAAAGGUCUCCUUCCUUCUCUCGGAGCCACCUCUCGUUCCUCCCGUGACGUCAUUCUCCGUCGCUUCAUCAUCUCUCCCUUUGAUCCUCGUUACAGAGCAUGGGAGACGUUUUUGGUGUUUCUAGUGCUCUACACAGCUUGGGCGUCGCCUUUCGAGUUCGGUUUCUUGCAAAAGCCACGAGCACCUCUCAGCAUUCUCGACAACAUAGUCAACGGGUUCUUCGCCAUCGACAUCAUCUUGACAUUCUUCCUUGCCUUUCUUGACAAGACCACUUAUCUUCUUGUCGACGAUCCAAAGAGAAUAGCCUGGAGAUACGCUUCGACUUGGCUUGCUUUCGACGUUGUGUCCACGUUUCCUUACGAAAGCUUCGGGAGCUUCUUGCAUGAGAGCAUUCAGGGAUACGGUAUCUUCAGUAUGCUUCGUCUUUGGCGUCUUCGAAGAGUCAGUAACUGUUUCGCCAGGUUAGAGAAAGAUAGGAGAUACAGCUACUUCUGGGUUCGAUGCACGAAGCUGCUUCUUGUUACUCUUUUUGUGAUUCAUUGUGGUGCAUGCUUCCUCUACUCCAUUGCUUCACAUUAUCCAGACCCGGCCAAGACGUUCAUGGCACUAACAGACGAAAACUGGAAACAGUCUCCUCUCGCUGUCCAGUACAACACGGCCAUGUAUUGGUCUAUAACUACAUUCUCAACCACAGGAUAUGGUGAUAUACAUGGUGUUAACUCAAGAGAGAUGACUUUCAUUCUUUGCUACAUGGUCUUUAAUCUUGGUUUAUCAGCUUACAUCAUCGGUAACAUGACUAACUUGGUUGUUCAUGUGACCAGCCGCACAAGAAAAUUCAGAGAUACCAUUCAAGCUGCUUCAGGGUUUGGUCAGAGGAACAACUUACCAGUUCGUUUGCAAGAUCAGAUGGUGGCUCAUUUGUGCUUGAGGUACAGAACAGACUCAGAAGGUUUACAGCAGCAAGAAAUCAUCGAUUCGCUACCGAAAGCUAUUCGCUCAAGCAUAUCUCAUUAUCUGUUCUAUGAAGUUGUAGACAAGAUUUACUUGUUCCAUGGAAUAUCCAACGAUCUUCUUUUCCAGUUGGUCACGGAAAUGAAAGCAGAGUAUUUUCCUCCAAAAGAAGAUGUGAUCUUGCAGAAUGAAGCACCAACAGACUUUUACAUAUUGGUUACAGGAGCUGUUGUAAGUGUUUUGAUUUCUAGUUUUACAUAUGGCGUCAGAUUUCUCGUACUAUCCCUUACGCAUUCCUCUAUCCCGCAGGAGAUAAUCGCGCGAGUGAAUGGAGUGGAGCAGGCAAGUCUCAUUGUCAUUACACCNUAUUGCUCACGAAGCUGCUUAAUUUUCAGAGCAUGGGAGACGUUUUUGGUGUUUCUAGUGCUCUACACAGCUUGGGCGUCGCCUUUCGAGUUCGGUUUCUUGCAAAAGCCACGAGCACCUCUCAGCAUUCUCGACAACAUAGUCAACGGGUUCUUCGCCAUCGACAUCAUCUUGACAUUCUUCCUUGCCUUUCUUGACAAGACCACUUAUCUUCUUGUCGACGAUCCAAAGAGAAUAGCCUGGAGAUACGCUUCGACUUGGCUUGCUUUCGACGUUGUGUCCACGUUUCCUUACGAAAGCUUCGGGAGCUUCUUGCAUGAGAGCAUUCAGGGAUACGGUAUCUUCAGUAUGCUUCGUCUUUGGCGUCUUCGAAGAGUCAGUAACUGUUUCGCCAGGUUAGAGAAAGAUAGGAGAUACAGCUACUUCUGGGUUCGAUGCACGAAGCUGCUUCUUGUUACUCUUUUUGUGAUUCAUUGUGGUGCAUGCUUCCUCUACUCCAUUGCUUCACAUUAUCCAGACCCGGCCAAGACGUUCAUGGCACUAACAGACGAAAACUGGAAACAGUCUCCUCUCGCUGUCCAGUACAACACGGCCAUGUAUUGGUCUAUAACUACAUUCUCAACCACAGGAUAUGGUGAUAUACAUGGUGUUAACUCAAGAGAGAUGACUUUCAUUCUUUGCUACAUGGUCUUUAAUCUUGGUUUAUCAGCUUACAUCAUCGGUAACAUGACUAACUUGGUUGUUCAUGUGACCAGCCGCACAAGAAAAUUCAGAGAUACCAUUCAAGCUGCUUCAGGGUUUGGUCAGAGGAACAACUUACCAGUUCGUUUGCAAGAUCAGAUGGUGGCUCAUUUGUGCUUGAGGUACAGAACAGACUCAGAAGGUUUACAGCAGCAAGAAAUCAUCGAUUCGCUACCGAAAGCUAUUCGCUCAAGCAUAUCUCAUUAUCUGUUCUAUGAAGUUGUAGACAAGAUUUACUUGUUCCAUGGAAUAUCCAACGAUCUUCUUUUCCAGUUGGUCACGGAAAUGAAAGCAGAGUAUUUUCCUCCAAAAGAAGAUGUGAUCUUGCAGAAUGAAGCACCAACAGACUUUUACAUAUUGGUUACAGGAGCUGUUGUAGUUAAUGAAGCACAGAGAGGAAAUGUCUUUGGUGAAGUUGGGGUGCUAUGUUACAGGCCACAGCUGUUUACUGUUCGUACUAAGAGAUUGUCUCAGUUGCUUCGUGUGAACCGUACCACACUCUUGAAUCUUGUUCAAGCAAACGUAGGAGAUGGAGCAAUAAUCAUGAACAAUCUUCUUCAGCAUUUAAAAGAGUCGGAAGAUCCAGUGAUGAAAGGAAUCUUGGCUGAUACGGAACACAUGUUGGCUCAAGGGAAAAUGGAUUUACCUCUCAGCUUGUGUUUUGCUGCAGCCAGAGGAGACGACUUGUUGCUUCAUCAGCUACUUAGACGAGGCUCAAGCCCUAAUGAAAUGGAUAAAAACGGUCGAACCGCGCUGCAUAUAGCAGCAUCAAAGGGAAGCCAUUACUGCGUCGUUUUACUUCUUGAACAUGGAGCAGACCCUAACAUUAGAGAUUCAGAAGGUAACGUGCCAUUAUGGGAAGCAAUCAUAGGAGGACACAACGCAAUCGCUAAACUCCUUGCGGAAAACGGAGCAAAGCUAAGCACAGACUCAGUGAGCUAUUACUCGUGCUUAGCCGUGGAGAAGAACAACUUAGUAGCACUCAAGGACAUCAUCAAAUACGGCGGAGACAUCACACUCCCUGACGGAAACGGAACUACAGCGUUACACAAAGCAGUCUCAGAAGGACAAGUAGAGAUUGUGAAGUUCUUGUUAAGCAAAGGUGCUGAUUUGGACAUGCCGGAUUCUUACGGUUGGACACCUCGAGGUCUUGCUGAGCAUCAAGGCCAUGAAGACAUCAAGACGUUGUUUCAUAAUCACCGGCCUGUAGAGAAGAAACCGAAAGGUGUACCUGGAACACCUGAGACUCCUGUUCCUGGGACGAAGCCAUUGAUGAAGCAUAGCAGUGAGCCUACAUUGCCACAUUCAGGUGAGAUUCCUAUGGUUCAAGAGGGAGGCCAGCUUGUUGUUUCUCAGAGACGGAAGCUAAGUAACUUCAGAAACUCGCUCUUCGGAUUCAUUUCAGCUGCCAACACAGGUGAUGAUGGAGGAGAAACUACAAGAAGUCCAGCACCAGCAGGUAUAGGAGGAGGUGCGUUUUAUCCGGUGAGAGUGACGAUUAGUUCGUCGGAAAACGGUGAAACUGGUGGAAAAGUGAUAUUGUUACCGAAUUCCAUGGAAGAGCUAUUGGAAAUUGGUGAAAAGAAGAUGGGUUUCGUGCCAACUAAAGUACUUACGAGAGAAGGAGCCGAAAUUGACGAUAUCACUCUUAUCAGAGAUGGUGAUUUUCUCCUUCUUGCAAGAGAUUCUUGA
Molecule: messenger RNA, 3882 nt
Organism: Microthlaspi erraticum
Lineage: Eukaryota; Viridiplantae; Streptophyta; Magnoliopsida; Brassicales; Brassicaceae
Source: the annotation of a GenBank genome assembly